Messenger RNA from Puccinia graminis f. sp. tritici CRL 75-36-700-3, 1898 nucleotides. RefSeq lists its product as uncharacterized. Gene Ontology annotation, cellular component: cytoplasm; nucleus. The record is from RefSeq and is a predicted model, not a curated record. The coding region runs from base 186 to 1595 and encodes 469 amino acids. Lineage: Eukaryota; Fungi; Basidiomycota; Pucciniomycetes; Pucciniales; Pucciniaceae. The transcript has 8 exons.
AGAUGCUGGUGUAUUGGGGAGAGAGAGAGAGAGAGCAGUUGAGUUGAGUCUUCAUUUCCGAUCAGCAGAAUUCCAGAAGACUCGACAGUCCUGGAACCAAAUCACAAAAUCUGGUCAACAGCCAAGAACAACAACUUCGAACAACAACCAACAACAAACACUAACCAAAACAAUCAAGAAUCAAGAUGCCAGUACCAGCAACCGAACUACCGAUACUAGAAGCAUUAGUCAACAUUCGAGCAAGGCUAACGAAACUCAAGAAAGACCGAUCCGAAUAUAUUCGUGCAUGCGAUGUAAUGCAAAUCUAUGCCGCUGUAAUUAAACAAGUGAACAAAUUAAACGAAGUACGAGAUGAAUCGGCAAACGACCAAGCAGCAAGUAGUGAACAAGAAGAGCAAGAACCCAACCCAUCUUCGCAUGAGACCCAUCACACCAACAAUCGAGUGGACACUACUCUCAAUGACGUCUUUCAACUCCUCAGUUUAUUCUUCUUGACGAUCGGGAAAAGCAGGGAAUCACCGGCAGCUUAUUGUCAAUUAGCCACCAUGAAGCAAUUGUUAGAUCAUAUGGACGAAUCUGGAGUGUACACAGAAACCGACCUGAAACCGUUCCAAUCACGUCUAGAUGAACUCAAGACGAUCAUCAUCCGAGACGAAGAUAAAGAGAUUGCAGCAAAGAAAGAGGCCGAAGUAGAAGGAGUGCCGGAUGAAGAGUUACAUCCCGAAGGAUUGACGAAACUGUUACUCCGGAAAUGGGAAGAAUGUAAUAAGAUGCUCAAAUCAUUAUUGGCCUCGCUAUCAGUUCUCUCAGUAGAACUAGUACCGAUCCACCAACGACUGAUAACGAUCCGUCGCCAACUAGCAGCCAUGGCAGCGCGCAAGCCUACGACGGCCGAAUUGACGACGGUCCAAGAGGAGUUGAGGAAGAUCGAUUCGAAGCGGAUCGACGGGAAGUUUCUAGGGCCCGGUGGGGCCUCUGUGCCCGAAGGACAGGCAAUCCUCACCGGCCUGCUCGAGGAAAACUUCGAGAUCUGCCAGGAAAUCGGCGCGAGAAAGGAAGACGUCUCGCCCACCUUACAGCCUAUCUAUGAACGUCUUUGCGACCUCAAGGCCGCUUUGGAACGGCUCACUUUGACUCAUCGGUGGACGUUGAGAGAAACCGAUCUGUAUAACUUUCAAGUCUCGCUGCAGGAAUUAGAUGCGAUGAGGGUCGACGGAAAAUUUGUAGAUGCUGAAGGAAACAAACCGGAAGGCCAACUAGUAUUACACUACUUAUUACGAAGAUGUUACGGGUUAAUCUACCGGCUGAUGUCGUCAUCGGAGCCGAUCUCGGAGGAACUGAUGCCGAUAGCCAACAAGCUGUCGACGCUGAAGAAGUGUCUGAACGAGGUUCUGAAGUACGGGGGCGACGGCCUCUCGCCGCGCGACUUGUAUCCCUACCAACUCGCUCUCGCCCAGAUCGAUAACCUCAGAAUCGACGGCAAGUUUAAGGGCAAAGACGGCACUAUCCCUGAGGGACAGGCUAUCCUUAAUGCUAACCUUGGAGAAUGUCAUGAAUUGUUGAACACUUUGAGAGAAUCAAUGGAACGUGGAUAAAAAAACACACACACAAUAACAGACCAUCGUCUUUAGUUUACCUUUCCAUUCUAUCUUUUCUAUGUUCUGCUUCCUGUUUUUUUUUGUAUCAAAAUCUACAUGUUUUUUUGUUUGUUGUUGUUCACAAAGAAAAAAACCAAUCCAAAAAAAAGAAGAAAAUCAAAACUUUAGUCAUGGGUCCUGUGAUAUCAUCCAUCUCCAAAUACAUAUGCCCUUAACUUGUUCUUUUACAGUUCUCUUUUUUGUUGUUGUUGUGGAAAGUUUUGUAAAUAACUAUUAUACGUAUAUAAAAAACAAUUCAAC